Messenger RNA from Triticum aestivum (bread wheat), 1879 nucleotides. Its product is annotated as DEAD-box ATP-dependent RNA helicase 26. The transcript has 9 exons. NCBI's taxonomy places the organism in Eukaryota, Viridiplantae, Streptophyta, Magnoliopsida, Poales, Poaceae. Bases 111 to 1544 code for a protein of 477 amino acids. The record is from RefSeq and is a predicted model, not a curated record. Gene Ontology annotation, molecular function: nucleic acid binding; RNA helicase activity; ATP binding.
AGUGCGUAUUCGUUCCUCCUUGUGUUUCCUAGGUCACCCUGCUCCAACGUUCCCGCCCGCCCGCCGCCGCCGCCGCCAAUAUCGACAUCGCCGUCGUUCCCAGCGGUAUCAUGUCAGGCAAUCCCGGGUACGCGGCGGUCCCGAAGCGGCAGCGGAGGCGGCGCCCGAGGGACGCGGAGGACGGCUCCGCGUUCCCCAGGGUUGUCACGAGCCGGCCAAGAGGCGGCGACCAGGUCCGCGAGGUGGCCGUGGUGCCGGCGGAGGCCAUGGAUAUCGAUGCGGGGACAAGCACUAACGCAGCCACAGGAGGCGUGGAUGGAUCGUACCUCAGCGACACACGGUUCGAUCAAUGCGCUGUUUCUCCAUUGUCAUUGCAAGGAAUCAAAGAUGCUGGGUAUGAAAGGCUGACCCGCGUCCAGGAGGCAACUCUGCCAGUAAUUCUUGAAGGCAAGGAUGUUCUUGCAAAAGCAAAGACUGGAACAGGAAAAACCGUUGCAUUUUUGCUUCCAGCCAUUGAACUUCUGUCUACAUUACCCCGUUCUACAUCGAUAAAUUUGCUGGUGAUGCUCCCUACUAGGGAGCUAGCAUACCAAGUGGCCGUUGAGGCUAGGAAGCUUCUUAAGUAUCACAGCUCACUGGGCGUGCAGGUUGUAAUUGGUGGCACAAAAUUAUCUCAAGAGCAACGAAGCAUGCGAUCCACUCCAUGUCAGAUUCUUGUUGCUACACCUGGAAGGCUCAUCGAUCAUCUUGAAAACACACCUGGUUUUUCUGCCCGGAUUAAAGGUGUGAAGGUUCUUGUUCUUGAUGAAGCUGACCGCCUAUUGGAUAUGGGAUUCAGAAGAGAUAUUGAGAAAAUAAUUGCUUUCAUUCCUAAGGAACGGCAAACACUGCUAUUUUCUGCUACUGUUCCAGCAGAGGUCCGUGAAGUAUCUCAUUUAGCAAUGCAGAAGGAUUACAAGUUCAUCAACACUGUUCAAGAGGGUGAUGAGGAGACACAUGCACAGGUAAAUCAGAUGUACAUGGUUGCACCAUUAGACCUCCACUUCUCUAUAUUAUAUGGUGUCUUAAAGAAGCAUAUUGCGGAAGAUGCAGAAUACAAAGUUAUUAUAUUCUGUACUACAGCAAUGGUCACCAAGCUUGUUGCUGAAAUUCUCUCCCAGCUGAAACUGAAUAUAAGAGAGAUUCAUUCCAGGAAGUCACAAUCUGCCAGAACAAAGGUCUCAGAUGAAUUUAGGAAGUCAAAGGGCUUGAUAUUAGUCAGUUCUGAUGUUUCUGCCCGUGGUGUUGAUUAUCGUGAUGUCUCGCUUGUCAUACAGGUGAAAGGUGCCAUCAGGAGAGUGGAGAUAAAGACGAAAGAAUCGGCCUAUCAAGCAUGGUUAGGGUACUACAACUCAAACAAGACCAUCAGCAGAGACAAGUCAAGACUUGUUAAGCUUGCAGAGGAUUUCAGUCAGAGCAUGGGGCUUGAAAUUGUGCCAGCCAUACCGAAACUCAUUCUUCGGAAGAUGGGCCUUCAAAAUGUUCCUGGGCUGAGGUCUUCGUGAAUCUGAUGUUUGAAGGUGAAGCAGGAUUUGUUUGCUAGAGAAGGCACUAUGUGCAUUUGUGCAACCAUACUGCUCUCAGCCUCUUAAACAGUAAGUAAUUUGCCUGUGCUGUACCCUGGUGCUGCACUCUUUUUCAACCGAUUUUUCGAUUGACAAUAGGUAGGUUCCUGGUAUAACAUUGUUAUCCGGUGUGGUAUUUUUGAACCUUAACUAUAGCGCUGUUCCUGAGCUCCUUUAAGAAGGAAAGAGAGGUAUUUGGUUAUUUAGUGAAUGAAUGGCAAUACAUCAUACACUCACGUUGCUACAUUAUUCAUCAACUUGUAUCAUUUAUGCUA